CUCGGUUGUAGAAGAAGCACGAAGCUUGUCCUUUCCGACCCAGCGCCGAGUUUCCAGUCUCCGCCGACCAGUGCCUUCAAGUGUGUUAUUUAGCUGGAAGGGCCACGCGGCGACCAUGGCGUCGACAACUCUGCUGUGUGUCUUGCUGCUACUAGCAUCCUCAGCACGUAUCGUUCGCGCUCAGGCCUCUCAACUAUGCUCCCCGCAAGCCACUUCUUAUGCCUUUAUUGCAGAGGACAUUGGACUACAUGUGUUGGUGCAGACGUUCCAAACACCUACCAACAUAGGUGCUUUUGACACCACUCCAUUUGUUUUCGAGCCUCCGGAACUAACUGGCCAAUACGUAAAUUUAGAAAUUGUAUUGGAGGGUAUCAUUGCAGGGGCGGCUGAGCCGUAUAUUCAAACACAAACUACAAAUGCACUUAGGGACCGACCAAUUGGUAUUGUUUUUCCAGUUGAGGUGGUUUUUACUGGCAGCAAAGAGUUUUGUCAAAUUGCUUUGAAUCUGGUGCGCCGUGGGUCACCAGCAGUUGUCAGUGGAGUUGGUUCCAAUGAUUCGAUUACGUUAAAUGAUUCUCAGGGAGCAACAUUCACGGCAUCUCGGCUCAGUAUUAAUGUGUCCGCACCAGCAAAUGGACUUUCUCUAUACAACAUUUGUAGCAGCAGCAAUACCACUCUAGCAUCUCAUCUUACUCUAUCACUUGUAUCAACUGGUGUUACUACUCAAGUUGAUCUACUUGCAGAUUUCACCAACAUCCCCACCAUCUUCUCCAAUGCCCUGAAUUUCACCAUUGAUUUGUGUGUGACGGACAAUGGCUUCAACAAGACCUCGAUGUACAGCAAUUCACUCUACGAAUCAUGGCACACCGCAUCAUCUCGCACUUCUGUCACACUGGAGAUCCUCCAAGCUCCGGAUCGUUGCGGUAUGAUGAUGCCAUGCAUGAAUGGAGGAACUUGUACCAAUGUACUCGGAGGCCAUACAUGUACCUGUACAGCAGAUUACACUGGCUCCAAUUGUGAAACUGCACUAGCCAUGGAUGAAUGUGCCAGUGGUACGCACAACUGCAGUUCAAAUGCUAAUUGCUCUGACCUGCCAACUGGCUUUAGCUGUACUUGUAUAACCGGCUAUAGUGGAGAUGGUUAUUCAUGCCAAGAUGUGAAUGAGUGUUCAGCAGCUACACCGCCAUGUCACCCACAGGCAAGCUGUAGCAAUCAGAUUGGUUCCUUUACCUGCACCUGCAAUCCAGGGUACUCUGGAUCGGGGACAUCAUGUUCCAACGUGGUUGAGUGUGACGGUGACCCGGCCCCAUGCCAUGUUACAGCUAUAUGUGUAGACAGUGUGGGUAGCUACAGCUGUCAGUGCAACACAGGGUACAGUGGAGAUGGUGUCACUCAACCAUGUGCAAAUGUGGAUGAGUGCCUUGAUGGCAGUCACAACUGCUCCAACUCGGCAUCAUGCACAGACAACGACGGUGCAUUCGUGUGUGCAUGUUUGCCUGGAUAUACUGGUGAUGGCUUCGAUUGCACAGAUGUCAAUGAAUGCUUGCAGGGUGUAUGCGACGCUAACGCUACCUGCAUGAAUAUGCCGGGAACACACACUUGCAUGUGUAAUGUCGGAUUCACCGGCAAUGGAUCAGCAGGACAAUGUGCCAACAUUGACGAGUGCCAAGCAGUACCAUCACCGUGCAGUACCAAUGGGAUUUGCAUGGACACACAGGGAUCUUACACGUGCCAGUGUAAACCUGGCUAUGUCGGUGAUGGUGUUACAUGCGACGAUAGCAACGAGUGCAACACUGGAACCCAUAACUGUGUUUCCACCGCUGAAUGCUACAAUAAGGCCGGCGGCUUUGGUUGUCGCUGCUUGCCAGGGUAUCGAGGCACUGGAAAUACAACCUGUUUCAAUGUUAAUGAAUGCCAACAGCCUCCGGGACCAUUCGGCCCUGAUCUGGACGGAACAAGCUACUUUUUUGAUUUAACCUACUACCUACGUCAGCCUUUGUUAGCAAACGGCACACGCAUUGAUCAGCGGAUACCGCUUUGCCAUAGUCUGGCAACAUGCGCGGAUGUGCAGGGAAGCUUCACAUGCACAUGUAAUUCAGGAUAUACUGGAACUGGCUACAACUGCAGUGAUAUUGAUGAAUGCAGUUUAGACAUUUGUGAUGACCAUGCUAGUUGCCAGAAUUCGGUGCCAGGUCAUACGUGUACUUGUGAUUUUGGCUACACUGGCAAUGGAAUGACGUGCACAGAGAUCACAUGCCCGCUACCAAUGGCACCAGCAUUCGGUUCUUUCAAGCUGGACGGGUUCAACUACACAAAUGCCAUGCCCACUGACUCCGAUUUCAAAUACACCAGGACAGUCACAUAUUCCUGUAACGAUGGACAUCGCUUGGUUGGUUCGAACACGACACAAUGUCAGCUAUCAGGCACGGUCAGUACUGCUCCGCCGGUUUGCCAGAACGACAACGAAUGUGCCACUGGCACUCAUUCGUGCGAUGCCAAUGCACUGUGCAUGGACCGGAACAGCACAUUCUCCUGCCAGUGUAUCGCCGGCUACACCGGAGCCGGAACUGUUGGCACCUGUCAGAAUGUGAAUGAGUGCUUGGGCACCCCUUUUCCGUGCAGUACCAAUGCUUUCUGCAAUGACACGACUGGCUCAUAUACUUGUUCAUGCAACAGCGGAUAUUCCGGCAAUGGCAUCACUUGCAUGGAUAUUGAUGAAUGUGUUACUGGUGCUCACAAAUGCCACGCGCAGGCAAGCUGUACGAACACGGAUGGUGCGCACACGUGUGCUUGUGUCUCCGGCUUCACGGGCAAUGGAUCCACCUGCGUUGACGUAACGGACUGCACGCCAACCUCUUGUGGAACUGGAACAUGUGUUGACGGCACCAAUGAUUUCACUUGCAUGUGUCCACCAGGACUAACGGGUGCAAGAUGCCAAACAGAUGUGGAUGAAUGCGCCAGUGGAAGCCAUAAUUGUCACACACGGGCAUUGUGUACGAAUACGUUUGGUUUUUUUGCCUGCGCCUGCUUCGACGGCUAUGCCGGAAAUGGCCGAGACAACUGUACAGAUGUGAAUGAGUGUCAGGCUGGCACUGAUAACUGUGAUUCCAACGCAAACUGUACCAACACCAUGGGAUCGUUUACCUGUGCCUGCAAAACUGGUUACCAAGGUGAUGGAGUGUCAUGUUCAGAUGUGAAUGAGUGUCAGGCUGGCACAGAUAACUGUGAUUCAAACGCAAACUGUACCAACACCAUGGGAUCGUUUACCUGUGCCUGCAAAACUGGUUACCAAGGUGAUGGAGUGUCAUGUUCAGAUGUGAAUGAGUGUCAGGCUGGCACUGAUAACUGUGAUUCCAACGCAAACUGUACCAACACCAUGGGAUCGUUUACCUGUGCCUGCAAAACUGGUUACCAAGGUGAUGGAGUGUCAUGUUCAGAUGUGAAUGAGUGUCAGGCUGGCACAGAUAACUGUGAUUCAAACGCAAACUGUACCAACACCAUGGGAUCGUUUACCUGUGCCUGCAAAACUGGUUACCAAGGUGAUGGAGUGUCAUGUUCAGAUGUGAAUGAGUGUCAGGCUGGCACUGAUAACUGUGAUUCCAACGCAAACUGUACCAACACCAUGGGAUCGUUUACCUGUGCCUGCAAAACUGGUUACCAAGGUGAUGGAGUGUCAUGUUCAGAUGUGAAUGAGUGUCAGGCUGGCACUGAUAACUGUGAUUCCAACGCAAACUGUACCAACACCAUGGGAUCGUUUACCUGUACCUGCAAAACUGGUUACCAAGGUGAUGGAGUGUCAUGUUCAGAUGUGAAUGAGUGUCAGGCUGGCACUGAUAACUGUGAUUCAAACGCAAACUGUACCAACACCAUGGGAUCGUUUACCUGUGCCUGCAAAACUGGUUACCAAGGUGAUGGAGUGUCAUGUUCAGAUGUGAAUGAGUGUCAGGAUGACACUGACAACUGUGAUUCAAACGCAAAUUGUACCAACACCAUGGGAUCGUUUACCUGUGCCUGCAAAACUGGUUACCAAGGUGAUGGAGUGUCAUGUUCAGAUGUGAAUGAGUGUCAGGCUGGCACUGAUAACUGUGAUUCAAACGCAAACUGUACCAACACCAUGGGAUCGUUUACCUGUACCUGCAAAACUGGUUACCAAGGUGAUGGAGUGUCAUGUUCAGACAUCAAUGAAUGUGCCGGAUCAGUUUGCGACGCUCAGGCCACUUGUACUAACACCAAUGGCAGCUUCACGUGCGCAUGCAAUCUGGGCCACAGCGGAAACGGCUUUGCAUGCCAAGAGAUAACAUGUAUGCUACCGACAGCCCCCACCAAUGGACAGUUCGUACUGGUGGGAUUCGACACAGCCUAUGGACCACCGACUGAUGCGGAUUUCACCUACAACAGCGUUGUUCAGUUCUCGUGCAACAUUGGAUACCGACUGGUGGGCGCUGUGAGCACCAGCUGCCAGCUUUCCGGCAUGACAGAUAACAUGCCGCCAGUUUGUCAGAACGUGAACGAGUGUGCCAAUCAGACACUGAAUCGUUGCGACAGCAAAGCUCUGUGCAUGGAUGCAAACGGUACAUUCAACUGCAGGUGCGUUGCUGGCUACCAGGGCAACGGCUUUGCUGGCAAUUGCACAAAUAUCAAUGAGUGUACUGGGUCUCCAUGUGAUUCCAAUGCUAUGUGUAAUGAUACACUGGGCUCGUACACAUGCGCAUGCAACUCCGGGUAUAGUGGAAAUGGACAGACUUGCCUGGAUGUGAAUGAGUGUCAGGCUGGCACUGAUAACUGUGAUUCAAACGCAAACUGUACCAACACCAUGGGAUCGUUUACCUGUGCCUGCAAAACUGGUUACCAAGGUGAUGGAGUGUCAUGUUCAGAUAUCAAUGAGUGUGCCGGACAAGUUUGUCAUGGUCAGGGGACUUGCACAAACACUGUUGGCAGUUUUACAUGCGCUUGUAAUGCCGGAUUCUCUGGAGACGGUUUCAACUGCCUAGAUGUGGAUGAGUGUAGCAACGGAAUGCAUCAAUGUUACGUAACAGCCAGCUGUAUGAAUAUGCCAGGAACAUACAACUGUGUAUGUCCUGCGGGAGCUCUGGGCAAUGGAUAUGACACAUGUGUGUUCAACCUCACUGUCCCAGUACAACCCACCGGCGGUGUCGAUCAGCCCAGCUCCCUGACGUCAACGGCCAUCCUGUACAGGUACAACACUGGCCUGACGUUAUGGGAACCGGAAUCUGUUAAUCGCACUACUCAGGUCUAUAUCCACCAUGUGCCACAAGACAUUAUCGUCCGAUUCUUCAUUGAAUAUCAAUUCGCAGACGCGGUGGAAAGAGCGGUGGCGUUCAACACCCAGUACUCUGGAACAAGUGAUGUGCGGGCGGCUUUCAGCAGCUGGGCUCACCAAUCCGUGAAUGAGCAAAUGCCUGCGAUCAGAGCAAUGCCGUCCGGAGGCCACUUCAAUGUCUGGGUGACAUUGCCAGUGGUUGACGCGGCGGUGACCGUACUUUAUCAGCAAUGGCGCGUGCAAACACGACCGUUGACAGACGCUUGUCAGAAAGCCGUUGGAGAUACAGAUGGAAGCGGAGAUACAGAUGGAACCGGAAGCGGAGAUACAGAUGGAAGCAAGUGCUCCUGGACAGAAUACACAGCGGCAGCCAGCAACGUGAAUAUGACAUUCAUGCAACAGGCUGCUGGCAUCUUUGAGAUGCGUGUCUUCUUGUUCAGCGCAACUAGGACUUCUGAGUACUCGGUUCCAACUCUAUACGGUGUGGCGCAGUCUGAUUGUCCGGCUGUUGGCAACGUGACGAAUGGCAAUGUCGCGGGUGGCGUUGGCCCCAUCGAGCCCGGUCACACUCUAACGUUCAGCUGCAAUCCCGGCUACGCGCUCAUCGGGGCUAGUUCGAUCACGUGCAGGCUAACGGGUACCUACACGGCCUCUCCGCCGAUGUGCAACGACGUGGAUGAGUGCCAGGCUGGCUCGCAUGACUGUGCGUUUAUCGGUGGUGUGUGUACAAACACUCCUGGUGGAUUCACUUGCCAUUGCAACACCAUGUACUACAGCGGUGAUGGCAGGCAGUGCACGCCGCAUGCUCCUAUUGCUGCUGUGAGCCGACGGGGAGCUACAUCCCUUCAAUUUGAGCUCUUUCCACAGAGGUCUAUCCUCAACCCUAUGUUUUGUGGCCAGCUAGACUCCGUGCCGGAUGUAACCCGUCCAUGGGGCCUUCCUGCCCCGAUUGCCAUUUGUAGAGUAACCGCCUUACUUGACUUCACAGGCCUGCAGGAAUACACAAACUAUACUUUUGCAGGAUACUUCGUCAUUGACAACAUCUCUACAUCGGCCACAUCUGUUGCUGUCACUGCUGAAACACUGGAGGCCGCUCCUUCCGCCUCACCAGUGUUCCAGACCCCGACCGUUGGAGUUAACAAUGUGACCUUCCGGUGGACCACGAUUAAUGCCAUUGAUGUCAAUGGACGCUUUCUUCACCACCGACUGGAAGUGAACUCAGUUGUCUACACUGUACUAGGAGAGGAGUUGACUGUGCUGAACUUGCGGCACAAUACGGCUGUCACUGCAAGAGUGUCGGUUGUGAGUGGCGGGGGCCAAGGACCCCAGGCAUCCCAGACGGUAACGACAUUCAGCAAACAGCCUCUAUCACCGCCUGUUAUAUCUUUGAAGGUUGACACUGGCAUUGUGGCAAACUUUUCCCAAACACCUGCCGAUGGCUUCGACAUACUCAGAUACUGCCUUUCGUACUUGAGGGUUGUAACCGAGGGAGGUCAAAUGUUCACUUUAGCAGGCCGGGAUGUAUGCAGCUCGGAACCUGUUGUUGACACGUUAACAUUGGACAUGAAUGGAAAUUAUUCAGUUUGGGCAUACUUUGAAAGCAGUCCGACAGUUCCUGCAGGUGUACUUGGCACCAGUCCACUCUCAGCAAGACAGGAUGUGAUGACAACGACCGGGGUCUCUUCUUUGUACACUAUCUCUGCGAUUCCCGGUGUGGACAACGUGACACUUGACCUGGACUCAUCCUAUCUGCCCGCCGUGAUACAAAUGUACACACAGAAUGUAGCAACGCCUCAGAAUUUCACUGUGAGCGUUGCACGGUACGUCAUCUUGGGAUUGCUCUUUAAUACGUACCACACGUUUGAGCACAUUCAUCACUAUGGUGCAAGCGAUCCACGCAAUGGACGUGUCGGCUCGGUCACAACAAAAACCUUGCAGGCUGUGCCACCGGUACCAGAAAAUCUGAUCAUCGCCAGCAGUGCAACAGCAAUCACCGUCCAAUCGCCGUCACCUGUUGUCGAUUACGUACUGAAGGCUGUCUGUGCCAUCUUCAAGGCCCUGAGUAAAUCGUCUGUCCAGUUGAAUCAGCCUCCAUUGACAGUGUGUAACACUGGUAGUACACUGGUUGAGCUGCGCAACCCCAUGCCCGACACCAACUACAGUGUCAGUGUGUACCACAUCAAUGGCAACGACCAGAUAGGUGCUACGUCCGUGCCUGUAACAACAAAAACGCCGCCAGCUGCACCAUCCAGUUCACCAGUGGGACUUACUGUCAAAAUGGUGACCAACUCGUCGAUAACUCUGACAUGGCAGCCAAUCCCGCGGCUUGAUCUGAACGGAGAGUUUGUCCACUAUUUGCUUGCUGCUACUAGCCCUGGCGCGUCAAUUCCAUUCUACACAGCAACUCCCACGGUAGAAACCUUACUGAUCACCAAUUUGCAGAAUGGUCAGGUGGUCUUUUUCAGUGUGGCAGUUGUUUCGACGGGAGGACAAGGUCCAUCUGCGAAUAUCAAUGCUACCAUUCGAGAUGAGGAUGAGUGCAGGACUGGAACGAACAACUGUGCAGCUGAUGGUGUUUGCAUCAAUUUGGAUGGCUCGUUUACAUGUCGCUGCGCAACGGGAUUUAGCGGAAACGGAACAUACUGCGAAGAUUUGCUAGAGUGCGGCCUGGCGGAUGGCUUAUACACGCAAGCUGACAGUAGUUCCCUUACGGUCUCACCAAAGAAGAUUGUUUUGGAGUACAAUGGCAAAGUUGUGUCGGAUACAGAUCGCUGCUCGUCCGAUGCCCAAUGUGCGAAUCUGUUGGGAUCUUUCGCCUGUGCUUGUGUCACAGGCUAUCAAGGAAAUGGAAUCAAUUGCACAAUUGUUACAUGCGCUACUCCAUUGGCGCCUACAUUUGGUAGUUUCUCUCUACCGGCUGGUGUAUCAAGCUUUGUCUAUAACACAGUGGGAACAUUUGCCUGCAAUCCCGGCCAUCGCCUUGUCGGCCAUGCCACCACACAGUGUUUAGCCCAUGGUGAUGUCAGCAGCACACCGCCCAUGUGCCAGAACGUCAACGAGUGUGCUAAUGCCACAUUGCAUACAUGCGAUCAAAAUGCGCUGUGUAGUGAUGUCAAUGGCACGUUCAGCUGCAAGUGUAUGGGUGGAUACACUGGUGACGGCCAAGCUGGAAACUGCCACAACAUUGAUGAAUGUUUGGCUAGCCCAUGCCAUGUGGAUGCUGGCUGCAUUGAUAAUGAUGGCGGAUACAUGUGUCUGUGCAAGCCAGGUUACAACGGAAAUGGAACCCAAUGUCAAGAUGAUGAUGAGUGUGCUAUGGGUAGUCACAGAUGCUCACCAAACGCGCAGUGCACCAACACACCGGGAACGUACACGUGUGCGUGUCAUGCGGGCUACACAGGCAAUGGAACGCAAUGCAAAGAUAUCGUGGACUGUAUGUCAUCGUCGUGUGGGCCAGGCACAUGUGUUGAGCUGGUUGCUGGCUUCACGUGCAAUUGCCCACUGGCAUUCACUGGAGACCGAUGCCAGUCAGAGGUUGACCAGUGCAUGAUGGGUCUGCAUAACUGCGACAGUGAGGCAACGUGCAUGGAUACUACACAUGGUUUCACAUGCCAAUGUUGGUCUGGACUAGCUGGUAACGGAACUAUCGGUAACUGUGCAGAUAUAAAUGAAUGCCUGACCUCACCGUGUCAUACUGAUGGUGUUUGUACGAACACACACAGAAGCUACAACUGUACCUGCAAAGAUGGUUAUGUUGGAAACGGACGCGACUACUGUGUGAAGGAGCUUGUGAUCGAUGUAACGCCUCAAACCCGCAAUGCCUCCGGUGAUUUGCUAAGCUCACGGUCGGACAUUGUCAUCUUCUCCAGCUCUAACAUUGGCGAUGCCUGGGUGCCAGUGAGGUCCUUCUCCGGUGUAGGGAUGGUAGCCGUUCCAGAUAUAUCCUCGCCAGGAAGAUACUCCGUAAAAGUGACAUCCACCUACGAAUAUCCAGACCGAGUGGACACAGACACACAGUUCUACUACGUCAAUGUACAGCAGAGUAACUAUUUCGACUCUCUCUCCGAAUGGGUGCUGGGCAUGUCCAACAACGCCUCGUCCUUCCUGGAUGUACUGGCGACCCAGGAAAACCAGUUUGAGGUAACCAUCAAACUGCCCACACUGAGCAUGCUUGAUCAGGCUGGCCUGACCAACUGGGUGGUGGAAUGGAGAGCAUACAGCAGUGUUUGCCAAACAGCUAGCACCGUGGCUGGAUGUGACUGGACGCGCUUCAACACUGCAAUAGACAACAAGGAGAUUGUGAUUCCAGCAAUGAGUGGUGAUUAUGAGCUAAAGACGUUUGGUGAAGAUCUUCAAAGUGGCCGCCGCCGAAGGCAGACAUCAACAGAUGAUCAGUCACCCCCUGUGACAGUCAGCAUUAAUGGAACAUUGGCAAACUGCAGCGCGGUGAUGGUACCAUCCGGUACAGCCAUGCCAGCGACGUCCAUCAUCGCUGGACAAAACGUGACCAUCAUGUGCCUGUCUGGCUUUACGCUUUCCGGGAGCAAUGUCCUGCACUGUCUGCCAAAUGCCACGUACAACGCACCUAUUCCAAGCUGUGAUGAUGUUGAUGAGUGUGCCGCCCAGCCAAGUCCGUGCGGUUCCAACGCCAGUGCAAUGUGUAUGAAUACCGUGGGAUCAUUCAUGUGCAUCUGUAGACCGGGUUAUGAAGUCUCCACACCAACAACGUGUGUUGAUACUGAUGAAUGUAGUACUGGUGCACAUAACUGUGAUGCUAAUGCAAUGUGUGCAAACAACGCUGGAUCCUUCAACUGUAUGUGCAACACUGGCUAUUCUGGAAACGGCACAAGCUGUACUAUCCAAUCCUGCCCACAGCUGACUGCACCAGCGGACUCCACGCUAAUGCCGAGCAAUCAAGCUACCAUUGGUGGCACAGUCACUCUUCGGUGUAACAUUGGAUACGAGCCAACUGGAGAGACAAUUGUAGCUUGUCAGGAUGAUGGAACAUACAAUGGAACGCUGUCAAGUUGCACAGAUAUCGAUGAGUGCACAAGUGGAGUUCACAAUUGCCCAGCGUCUGCCAUGUGUCUGAACAACCGAGGUAGUUUUAUCUGUAUGUGCUUGGCCGGCUAUACUGGAACAAACUGUGAAACCAACAUUGACGAAUGCGUCCGUGACGAUGUGCAGUGUGCUAACGGUGGCACACGUCAAGAUGAGAUCAAUGACUGUGUGUGCCUGUGCGCGGUUGGCUUCAUGGGCAAGUAUUGCAACAUGUCAACGCAAUGCUCUAACGACACGGCGUGCAGCGCAACUGGUUACUGCAGUCAAACGUGCUCUCCACCAGCCACCUUGCCACCAUUCACCACAUCUCUGCUUGACGAGGUGCAGCGGAGUGAGGCUACGAUCCCGACCAGCUUUGAUGGUGAAAAGUGCGUGCUUGUUGAUCCCAGCAACCACCCUACUCCGACAAAUGAGCUGACAAUAUUCGCCUCAGUCUUCCUGGAGGACUUCACAGAUGGCUAUAUCCUACUGAAGGGAGACUCACCAGAUUCUCAAGCGUAUGGUCUGCGCAUCGUCUAUGAGGGCGGUACUGCUGGAGCAAAGAUUAUUUUCCCUCAUCCUGUUGUCGAAAACUCAGCUCAGCGCCACGCCAUUUACCAGGCACCUAUUCCAAGUUCGGUCUCUCUUUUCGGUCGUUGGGUGACGGUAGCCGUGACAGUUACCAACACACCCGCAGGACUGUCUUCGUCCACACUCUACAAGUUCUUUGUUGAUGGUGUCAAAGUUAAUGAAAGGCCGCGCUCGAAUCGAAGAGCUGACUUUGGAACCUUGGGUGGCCCUCUACAUGUGGGCUGUCGUGCUGACACAUCGCUGUUCCGCUUCAAGGGCAAGAUGCGACACGUCUACAUGUACAACAGUGCCCUGAACGACUCGCAAGUUGCAGCGCUGCAUGCCAGCAGUGUCCAGAACGGACGCUGUGUGAACUAUCUUGGCGCGGGCGAUGCAUGCCAGCAAGUUACUUACCACUACGCUGCUCGAACUCGUGCGCAUUGUGUUCUGGAGAAUGCCAAGUGUCUUCCAUCGUUACGCUGUGCGGCGAGCUCCACGUCAAGCACCGGCUACUCCUGCCAAGAUGUUGGAACGUCUUGUAUGACCAGUAGUGACUGCACCAUACCAUCUCAGUUCUGCUACGACUCUGCAAGUAUCCCACCAGUCAGCACCAUGCCGUCAGCUGUGGAGCUGUUGCAUCAUGUCAGCGGCAGAGUGACAGCGUAUGAUGGAACACGCGUCACUACUGUUGCCAACGACCGAGCCUAUCCUAACAUUGUCAGCAGCUUCACUAUCUUUGCCCAAGUUCGGCAAGAUGCUGGCACUUCGGGCUACUUGCUCAUGAAAGGCUCUGAACAUCAAAACCGUGACUACGCUCUGUUCCUGCGUGGAACCAAUCGCCAGUGGUGGCUUGACCUGCGUACAGUCCGUGGCACGGUUAGCAUCAUUGCACCACGGUUAACCGUUGCCGGCCGCGGCUGGAAGACCAUCGGCGUGGUUGUCAAUGUACCAACAGACACAGUGGCGUUCUACGUUGACGGGCGACCAGUGCUUACGAAACUGCUAAAUUUGAACGGCACUGCACUGGAUCUCCAGCCACAGAAACAUAUCCUGGUGGUGGGUGGUCGUAUCAGCAACAGUGGUACAAAUCCCUACCAGUUCCGUGGUGACAUCUCCAUUGUGCGUGUCAUGCCAAUGGCUAUGACACAGGCACAGAUCUACGCUGAGCAUGUUGCGGCUAGCAAAGUGACAGGAGUGUGCAACACGUACAGCACUGCCAAUGCAGCAUGCAGCCUGGCCACCAGUGAUGCCAAUACACCAAAGAGGUGUGGUGCCGGUCUUGACUGUGUGCCGGUUCCAGCCAUGGGCAGAGGUGUACACACACAUCUACUACCACCGUCCACGCCAUCGGCAUCCCUGCAAUAUCCUGAUGGAAAGUGCAUCCUGUCCAACUGUGCGUGCACGGCGCAGGACACAGACGAUGAGGUGUGCGGACGCGACGGAGCACGCUAUCGCAAUCUCUGCGAAGCUCAGUGUGCAGACACUACGCUCACAACUGCACAGGCAUGUCUCACGUACGAAGCAAUGUAUCGACGAGCAAGGGGACUCUAGGCAGCUGAGCUCACCAGACUGAUGUUUCUUCAUCUGUCCCCGUAAAUUUUUAUGAAUAUUUCAUGAUUUUAGUCAAUUUCUCAACCGUUUUAGAUUAUUUGAAUGUUCAACUGCUACUCAGUGUAGUCCAAGCAUUAACUGACAUCUACAUUUGCCUAAGCCGAACGUAUGAACAUCAAAUGGGUUCUGAUUUCUCUCUCACUCUCCCGUAUUUCGCAUUGGACCCUGACUCUUAUUUCCUUCUUCCAAAAUGCUGUAGUGAUUUCUGGGUCAUCCAGGCCCACUUGCCUUGCAAUUUAAAAUGAAGUCAACAUGAACAACAGAAUACUUGCAUAGAUCGCAAAAUUUACUUGCUUGUACGUGAUUUUUUCAUACCGGUAUCUCCUCUUUGAUUUGCUGAGCAACUUUCACGUCAAUCUCACUAAACUGAUCGCAACUUUCUAGCAGUUCCACAGCCGCAGUGUUUUCAGUGUGUCUGGAUGUGUUCUUGGAACAAUUUCUUGCAUGCGUAAUUAAAAAAAUAGCAUACCACUCCUUGGUUGCAGGACGUCA
Messenger RNA from Sycon ciliatum, 12994 nucleotides. RefSeq lists its product as uncharacterized. Lineage: Eukaryota; Metazoa; Porifera; Calcarea; Leucosolenida; Sycettidae. The transcript is spliced from 66 exons. The record is from RefSeq and is a predicted model, not a curated record. Gene Ontology annotation, molecular function: calcium ion binding; protein binding. The coding region runs from base 116 to 12442 and encodes 4108 amino acids.